Molecule: messenger RNA, 708 nt
Organism: Patiria miniata (bat star)
Lineage: Eukaryota; Metazoa; Echinodermata; Asteroidea; Valvatida; Asterinidae
Exons: 2
Coding region: 1-708 (235 amino acids)
Source: RefSeq, a predicted model, not a curated record
AUGUUUGAUGUCAUCACAAAGUGGUGCAGUUUCAGGGCAUUCCAGCAUCAAGAGCAACGUCUUCUUGAGGAGAGAGAAGCGGGUCUGGAGGUCUGCGGUGACACGUAUGAGGUGGUGGAGUCGUUCUACUACCUGGGUGACAUGCUGGGUGCUGAGGGAGGAGCAGCAGUGACAUCACGCGUGAGGAGUGGGUGGAAGAAGUUCAGGGAGCUGGCCCCAUUUUUGACAUCCAAGGCGCCGCCCCUGAAGAUGAAGGGCCAGGUUUACACCGCCUGUGUCCGAAGCAGUAUGGUGUACGGCUGCGAGACAUGGCCCACAAGGGUGGGGCACAUCCAGCAGAUGGAACGAGCAGAGAUGAGAAUGAUCAGGUGGAUGUGUGGGGUGUCUCUGGCUGACAGGCUGUCAAGCGAGGAGUUGAGGAGGAGAGUGGGAGUGGAGGGGAUUGGCAUCGUAUUGAGGAGGCACAGGCUGAGGUGGUUUGGUCAUGUGGAGAGAAAGGAGGAUGUCAACUGGGUCAAGAGGUGUACCAACGUAAUUGUGGGUGGGCCCACACCCGUCGGCCGACCGCGCAAGACUUGGCAGAGCUCCGUGUCAGAUGACAUGCGACUGCUUGGAGUCAAUGCGAGGGACGCGACGGACAGGGCCAAGUGGAGGAGAGCCAUAGGGAGAAAGCAGGCCAACCCAGAACAGACUGGACAACGGCCUUAA